Molecule: messenger RNA, 2247 nt
Organism: Insectozyma verbasci
Lineage: Eukaryota; Fungi; Ascomycota; Pichiomycetes; Serinales; Debaryomycetaceae
Source: the annotation of a GenBank genome assembly
AUGCUGGCACUACCACAUUUAAAACCAAGUGAUUCAAUUAAUAUAAAACGUACAAAAUCACGAAAUGGAUGUUUAACUUGUAAGAAAAAACGAUUAAAAUGUGAUGAAACAAAACCUUCAUGUCUAAAUUGUAUGAGGAAAAAUAUAGAGUGUGGAGGGUAUUCAAUAAACUUUAAAUGGAAAUCAUUUAAUAAUGAAUCACCAAAGAUUGAUAAUAAGAAAUUAGAUAAAUAUUUAGAAUUGGCUAGUUUUCAAGUAACUGGGAAAAGUAUAAGUCAAAUUUCAAAAGAAAAUGAUUUGAUAAAACAGGGCUUCAAUCCGGAAAGUAGAGCAAAUAGUUUCAAUGGAGAAGAUAAUAAUGAUAAACAACCAUUAGUUGUUAGAUCUUAUAAUGAGACUAUAACUACCAAAAAUCAUGAUUUGAAUUCAUUAGCUGAAGCAGCUGUAAAAGUAAGUGAAUCUCCAGUACCAGUAUCAGUACCAGUACCAGUACCAGUACCAGUACCAUCACCAGUACCAUCACCAUCGAUAUCUCAAUCAAUUCCAUCGCCUUCGCCAUUUUAUGAGGAGAAGACUAAACUGGUUAAACAUAAUUCUGAUUUUGAUAUAAAUUUAACUCCUUCCUUAUCUGCCAUUUUAAAUUUUGCAUUUAAUCAUGAAGUAAUUGGAGAAAUUCCAUCUGUUGAAACAAUGAUGAGUCCAUUAACUAUGUUAAAUCAACCACAAAUAAUACAACAACUGCCACAAGAAUCUAAUGAAUUAAGCAUACCUACAAAUUCUAAAUUAUCAGAACAUGAACAGAUUUUAAAAUUGUAUUCAGAGUUUACAUCAUCUAUCAUGUCGAUCAAAAAUGGUCCAUAUGAAAAUCCAUGGAGAAAUAUGAUUUUACCUAUUGCAGGUAACUAUUCUUGUUUAUUUGAUUCAAUUGCAUCAAUGACAUUAUUUCACAUGGCUGGAAGUAAUGGAAUCUUAUCAUCUACAACUCAAGAAUUAAGAUCAAAAGGUUAUAAUUAUAUGAAAAAAUGUAUAUUGGAAUUAGCUACCGGUUUAUCCAAAAUGGAAAAUAAUAAUGACUAUAGCUUACCUGCCGAUAUAGCACUCGCUACUUGUUUAAAUUUAGCCAAUUGUGAAAGUUGGGAUACUCAUACAUUAUCAGGAAUUGCACAUUUAAAAGGGGCAAAAAGUAUGAUUAAUAAAAUACUUAAGAUAUUGAGAGAUCAACAAGAUAUAAUAAGACAAAAUAGAUGUGAAAAUGAAAAUAAUCCAGUUACUUUGAAUAUAAUCAAACAGGAUUUUCAAUCUAAAUUAGUAUUAGUUUCUAAUUUCGAGUAUCAAGAAAUACAUAAAUCUAGUAUAAAAUCACAUCAAUUAUUUAUUCCCGAAUCAAUACAAUUUCUAUUUAAUCAAUGGAUUUAUUUUGAAGUAUUGGCUCAAAUGACAACAAGUGAUAAUUUUGAUGAUAAGGGGAUUGAUUUGGUAGCGACGAUCACAACAAUGUUGCAAAAUAAAGCAAACGAAGAAACUACUACAACAACCUCUUCAAGUGAUAUUAGUGAUUUAUCAAUUGAUUCAAAAUUUAUGUCAAAUGAUUUUGAUCCAUUAUUAGGUUGUGGACAAUCCUUAUUUUCAAUAUUAGGUAAAGUUGCAAAUUUAGUACGUAAGAUAAGGAAAACUAAACAUGAAUCACAAUCAAAAAAAAGAACACCAUUAAAUAUAAUCACAUUAGCAUGUGAAUUAAAACAACAAUUGACUGUUUGGAAACCAUCAGUUAGUAAUGAAAGCAUAGAAGAUGAACAAUCACCAAAAGAAUCAUCAUGGGAUUUAUCAUCAUGUAUAUCAACUGCUGAAGCUUAUAAAUUUGCUGCAUUAUUAUAUUUACAUCAAGCAGUUCCUGAAAUACCAUCAUUAUCAUCACAUACCCUUGCAGAAAAGAUAUUUAUCCUACUUGCGUCAAUACCAAAAUGUUCAAAUUUAAGUAUAGUUCAUAUCUUUCCAUUAUUAGUAAGUUCCUGUGAAGCUGAAGGUGGAGAAGAAAGAGAAUGGUGUGAAUCAAGAUGGCAAGCAUUAAGUGAAAAAAUGUGGUUAGGUAAUAUUGAUAGAGCAUUUGAAGUAGUAAAAGAAGUCUGGAAAAGAAAAGAUAAAAUGAAUAUAAUUGAAUCUACUACUACUGAUGAUAAUAGAAUAGAUUCAAGUACUCAUUGGAGUUCAAUAAUGAAAGAAUGGGGAUGGGAAGUAUUACUUGGUUGA